UGUUAACUGUCCAGCACACAGCAUGACCUGAGAUGCGAAACGAAAGAAUGUGGAAUUAUUGACAAUAUUUAAUUACAAAAGUGUUAUUUUAAUAGCCGAAUACACUUGGAGACAAAUAAUUUCGCCACUGACAAAACCAUGUUUCGGCAAACGAAAGGAGUGCUCCAGAAACUUAGAUAUCUGAGUUUCAAUGGACAGCAGCACACAUGGAGGCUGAAGAGCACCAAAGCACAAGAGAGGGCCUGCCAGUACCAAGCAGGACAGAAAAUCCACGGCUUUACAGUCAGAGAAGUUGUGGUGGUCCCGGACUUGUUUCUCACAGCAGUGAAGUUGACUCAUGAUAAAACUGGGGCUCAGUACCUGCAUGCGGCUAGAGAUGACGCCAAUAACCUCUUCAG
Notothenia coriiceps (black rockcod) is the source of this 398-nucleotide messenger RNA. RefSeq names its product presequence protease, mitochondrial-like. The transcript is spliced from 3 exons. NCBI's taxonomy places the organism in Eukaryota, Metazoa, Chordata, Actinopteri, Perciformes, Nototheniidae. The record is from RefSeq and is a predicted model, not a curated record. The annotation marks the transcript as partial.